AUGAAAAAGAAUGAUUCAACAACAUUUGUCAAUCAGGCUGUCGCCGCUUCCCGUGCUUCUCCUGUUACUGAAACAGCCCCGCUCCUCCCUUCUGUGUCCUUCCAGUCUAGUGUGCAAUCUUCCGAGGCUACCAAGAGUAAGGAGAAAGAACAUUUGAAGAAUGAAUUAUCUUUACAGCGGAUGAAAGCUUUAUUUGAAAGUCAGAGAGUCUUAGAGAUGGAGCGAAAGCUUUUUGUAACUGAAAAGCAACUUAAAGCUUGUCAGAGUGAGAACAUAAAUUUGAGUGUGCUAUUAGAUGAACUGAAAAUCAAAUAUGAACCAGAAGAAUUAAUGGGCCAACUGAUCAGCCUCAAGAAGGAUGAAAAGGAUGGGUCUUCAGACAGCUUCAAUAUCAGUAAUUCUUUGUGUGAUUCUUCUCAUUUGCCAUUUCAAAACAAGGAACUGGCUAAAGAAACUAAGGCUGAUCUCAAAACUACCCUUCAAAUUAAGUCCAUGAAUAAUGUUCCUUUUCCACCAAUAGAGCAAAGAGAAAAGAAGACCGUGAAAUUUGAGGAGAAAAACUUUGACAGGACAGCUAUAAAUAAGGAAAUUGGGAAUGAUGCAGGAUUGCUUCAGAACACCAGGUUAACUUCUGGCCCUGGUUUAAAGAUUGAAGAAAAUCAUCUUGGUGCAGCUGAAGAUAUAUCCAAGCACAAGGAGAAAACCAAAAAGAAUGUUUAUCCCAUAACAUUUGUAUCUUCCAAGCAAACCCUUGAAAAUCAAUGCACUCAACAAUGA
Thamnophis sirtalis is the source of this 777-nucleotide messenger RNA. Lineage: Eukaryota; Metazoa; Chordata; Lepidosauria; Squamata; Natricidae. The record is from RefSeq and is a predicted model, not a curated record.